CGACAUACACGAAUUUCUGUCUGCGUCAUGGUGUAUCGCUGAUCCGCUCAAGCUGCCCAGUUCUGCCGCGACGCAUGACAUUGAGCGCGCCGAUUAUCGUUGCUUGGCCGCGCCGAGCCCCGGACCGCUCCACGUGACUAUCAUGGAGGAUCGAUUCGAUGGGAUCCGAGACUGAGUCCGAGUCGUAUCACACGCGAUCUCAUUGAUGUUGAUUGAUUUCAUCCGUAGAUUAUCAUAGAUAUCGGUUUCAACAUGGAAAGAAAAAUAGAUUAUGUGGUCUUUGACAUGGAUGGCCUUCUCAUCGACACGGAGAGGAUAUAUACCGAAGUCACAAAUGAUAUCCUCGGUCGCUACGGCAAGACCAUGACAUGGGACAUCAAAGCUCAGCUCAUGGGCAAAUUACGAGUUGAAUCCGCGACGCACCUGCUCUCCUGUUUCCCCGGCAUCGAUAUCACAAUCGACCAGUAUCUCAUAGAAUCCCAAGAGAAGCUGGAUGAGCGGUGGCCAACCGUGCCGCUCCUCCCAGGAGUACAGAAGCUAAUCCAGCACCUAGUGAAACACAACGUGCCAAUCAUAGUUGCCACUGCCUCCUCAAGACGGAACUUUGACCGCAAGUCUGAGAAUCUCAAGGAAUUCUUUGACUACUUUCAAGGCAACAUCGUCUGCGCUGAUGAUGUAGCAGGCAAGACUACGGGGAAACCUGAUCCAUAUAUUUUCCUGCAUGCUGCAGGCGUCCUAGGGAAGGCAGUGGGUACCUCGGAGCAUUGCACUGAGGCUGAGGCCGUGGAGAGGAGCAAGGGACUCGUUUUUGAAGACGCCGUUUACGGUGUUCAAGCGGGGAAAAGAGCCGGAAUGUCAGUCGUCUGGGUACCUGACGAACGCCUUCUGAGCGUUGCGAGUGCCAGCCCAUACCUCGCAGAUGAAACGCUCACGUCCAUCGAGCAUUUUAAACCGGAGAAGUGGGGACUUCCGCCUUACGAUGCUGAAUGACAUCACCAGUUGUUAGCUUUUCGGCGCGAGCCGUUACAGUAAGGAAUAUAUCCCAAGGUGUAUGAGGGCGCUACUCUCAAUUGUGGGGUUUUGAGCCUAUUAUCGCGGUGCCAACAAUAGAGCCCAAAGGCCCACGAUUGAAAGUUGUCCUUUGUGGCUGCCUUUCCGCAUCCACCGCAAUCGCAUUUUGUUCCAAUGCGAUCUCCUGCAUCACAAUAAUGCCAUAAAUAAUGGCGGCCGCAUUUGACAUGUCUGAGG
Molecule: messenger RNA, 1248 nt
Organism: Suillus clintonianus
Lineage: Eukaryota; Fungi; Basidiomycota; Agaricomycetes; Boletales; Suillaceae
Product: HAD-like protein
Exons: 7
Coding region: 253-990 (245 amino acids)
Molecular function (GO): phosphatase activity
Source: RefSeq, a predicted model, not a curated record